AUGCCUGCCAGAAACAAGGAACAAGAACAGGAAGUUCUAACUUGGAUAAGUCAAGUGUUGGGGGAACCUUUACCUAAUGGCGCUUAUGAAGACAUUCUUAAAGAUGGCGUCGUACUUUGCAAGCUAAUCAACAAGCUGUCUCCGGGUUCGGUGAAAAAGAUCCAAGAAAAGGGAACUAACUUUCAGCUAAUGGAAAACAUUCAAAGAUUCCAGGCCGCCAUUAAGAAGUAUGGAGUGCCGGAGGAAGAAAUUUUCCAGACAGCCGACCUCUUCGAGAGGCGCAACAUUCCACAAGUUACUUUAUGUUUAUACGCAUUGGGAAGAAUUACUCAGAAGCACCCAGAAUGGACUGGACCUCAACUUGGACCCAAGAUGGCAGAAAAGAAUGAACGUACAUUCACCGAAGAGCAAUUGAGGGCACACAACGCUGAACUGAAUCUACAAAUGGGUUACAAUAAAGGCGCUUCACAAGCGGGACUCGGUUCAUUUGGCAACACUCGCCACAUGUAA
Molecule: messenger RNA, 510 nt
Organism: Parnassius mnemosyne (clouded apollo)
Lineage: Eukaryota; Metazoa; Arthropoda; Insecta; Lepidoptera; Papilionidae
Source: the annotation of a GenBank genome assembly